Molecule: messenger RNA, 1893 nt
Organism: Lichtheimia ornata
Lineage: Eukaryota; Fungi; Mucoromycota; Mucoromycetes; Mucorales; Lichtheimiaceae
Exons: 1
Coding region: 1-1893 (630 amino acids)
Molecular function (GO): protein binding
Source: RefSeq, a predicted model, not a curated record
AUGGCCUUUCAUUUAUUACCCACAGAGGUCUUUGACCUGGUUGCGAUGCAACUGCCAACACGAGAUCAUUUUCAAUGCUUGCUUGUAAACAAGACUUGGUGCGACAUUUUUUUACCCGUGUUGUAUCGUUCAGUCCCCUUGACACACAAGUGCAAUAUUCUGCCGAUUCUUCGAAAUCCAGCACGUUCCAUUGGUCGACAUGUGCGAAAGCUCGUGGUGGAUGACGGCAUUUUGUCAUUGGAGGCAGUGGGUGAACUUCAAGCUUUGUGUCCACUUUUACGAGAGCUUGAAUUUUGUUGGCCGAGAGUGAGACGACCGAUUGUAGGCAGCAGCAGCAGCAGUAGUAGUAAUAGUGGCAGUGGCAAUCGUGGUGCCCAUUGUUCGCCUGUACCGAUAUUGGAAGCCAUUGAUACACGUGAGCUACGCACACUACGAUUGACAUGCAAUGGCGACACUGAGGCAGAGGAUGAUGAUGGUGAUGGCGAAGACGACGAAGACGAUGAUGAUGAUGAUGAUGAUGAACCAGUACCCCAUUUGAUGCGUCGAUUUCCACCACGAGGCAUGAUGGAAAGCCUCACGUUGCCAUCCAUUUUACAAUUUACAGCCCAUGUCGAAUCACUUUCAUUGAUCAAUGUGCUCCCGAUUUUACGUACCACAGAACUGGAUACGAUUCAUGCAGCUUGUCCACGUCUAAGGCAUUUAGUGGUGGAAGGAUCCAAUAUGGUAUUGACACCUAUUGUCACCGACAAAGUUCAUCCAAGCUUACACACAUUGCGUAUUACAUACCCCUCGGGUUGGUCACGUACAGAUUUAUGGAUCGAUUACAUUAUCACGCACUAUCCCAAUUUACGCUCACUUGAUUUGGUCAACACAUCCAAGGGCAGCUCUGUAAUACGACCUGUGUCACGUGGUCCCACCUCCCUGGAUCUUGCACAUCGUCCACUACCACAGCAACUAAGUCAUUUACGUCUUAUUCGGUUGGGUGACUAUGGCAACGAUGGUCAAUACUUGACACCUCUCACUUUAUUACCCGCAUUGUCGAAUGUCGAAAUCAAGAGUCAACGUCCAUGGCAUCCAGAUACCUGGUUACGUGCAGUGAAAGACCGAGUGGAUCAUCUUUCCAUUGAUUUGCCAGCUGAUUCCUUACCCUAUUAUGGUGACGCUAUACAGACGACGCUGAUGGUGCUUGGUGACUUUCAACGUCUUGUCGACUUACGUAUUGAUAUGACACGUCUGGGUGGUGUAUAUGACAUUUUAAUGCACGCGUGUCCGCCGACACUGAAGUAUUUGGCAUUACUCAAUGGUGUAUUUGAUUUCGUGCUGCCCGAUACAUCACUCCCAACAUUAGCAACAAAGUAUCCAAACAUCACACGACUCACCCUUGACAAUAUGCUGGUGCUCGAUAACGACAUGUUGACCUUUGCCAUCACUGUUUAUUGUCCCAACCUGAUCCACUUUAAUGCCAUCCAAUGUGUGUGGCUCUCAUGUUCACGCAACACCCCGGUCGUCAAUUUGGAUUUUGCCACACAUUCCUUUGCCAGUUUGUCUUUUUCGCAAUCUCGUAUGAUUACUCACGCCAAACGUCGUCAACAACAACAACAACAACAUUCUACUAGCAGUCCUAUACAAUGUUACGGCUUUGUUUGCGAUAACAAACCAUCACCAUCAUCAUCAUCAUCAUCAUCAAAAGAAAGUAUUGGUCGUAAACGACAACGUGCAAGCAGUAGUCAUAAUACACCAUGGUUCAUUACAUUGGAAGACAACAACAUGAAUAACGAGAAUGGCACAUCAUCACGUGCUACAGGAUUUAGGAUAGGAAAACAAGCGGAGGAAUGUAUCAUUAUCAAAUGCAAAGAAGCAAAACAAUUGUGGAUAGAGGGAUAUCAAGUGUAA